This is a messenger RNA of Doryrhamphus excisus (bluestripe pipefish), 11290 nucleotides long. Lineage: Eukaryota; Metazoa; Chordata; Actinopteri; Syngnathiformes; Syngnathidae. The record is from RefSeq and is a predicted model, not a curated record.
GGUCAGAAUUUGAGGCGCGGAAGUUGUCCGGAUGCGGAAAAAAACAAACAGACAUGGAGGGAAGGUGUGUGGUUGAGACGCUGGCAAAGUUCGGAACUUCAUCGGAUCCGUGUAUUCUGAAGGUGGCAUCCUCUUUAUGGAAUGAUGUGUUCCUCUGCACCGGAGACGACGAGGUGUAUGUCUUUAACUCCCAAGACAGAAAGCUAAAGGCGGUCGUCCAAUUCCCUGCUCCUGUAAGUGACUUGGCUGCGGAUGAUGACAAGCAGAUCCUUUAUGUGGCCUGUUUGAAGGGAGUGUACGGUGUCUGUUUAUCAUCUUUGUGCAGGGUUCAAGACGCUGAUUCAUCCUCAUGUCCGUCUCAUGUGAAAGUAUCCGAUGAUCAUUUUGUUAUCGGAGAAGGAGCAUCGGCGCUACUUUUGGUCAACUCUACGCUCUUGAACAUUACCCAGAGAGACGCAUCGUGGCUGUUGACACUGUACAAAAUUGCAGAAGAGUCAAUAUUCAGCCGCUAUGAAAUGCUGGGUUCCUUCAAGCUUCCUGUGGUAUCAGACACAGAUGAGUGCAGAAGGCCAUUGCUGCUCUGUGUCCACUCUGCCGAGACAGAUGCAUCAUUAAGGAAUCCAUCAAGUGAUCACAUCUACCUUGAAGCGACGCUCUUUAAACUCCUAUUCGGGAUCGACGCAGCCCUCGCCAAAUCGCCGGUUAUUUUUUUCGCUCUGCCAGACGGCCGCCUGUGUUUCACCCCUCAGCGAGUCCCCGGAUCUCAAAUCAGAGUUCUGCACAGCCUGGAGCAGCCGGUCGUGUUUGUCGGGGCGUUUGCUGGAUGUCUGGUGGCUGUGGGCGAACAAGGCAGAGCGGUGCUGAUGACAUCGCAGCCAGCCGGGCCACCAGGGGGAGGCUUGCGUGCAGCUUUUACUGAAGUGUGUAUCCCCGGGCCCGUGGUGUGUGCUUGCCUGGAUGGGCAGUUCCUUUACUACAGCACUGGGUCAGACCUGCUGCUCCUGGAUCUGUCACAGACACCCACUGGAGGAUCAGAGUCAGCAAAAGGGGAGGUGGGACCCAGUAAUAAGAAAUCCCAUGCCCUUUACAACCCCACUAGCUUAAAUGUGUGUAGAGUCAUCGGCCUGGUGCCACACAACAAAGCAGGUAAAGCUCAGCUGCUGGGGCUGUCUUCCAGGGGUCAGCUCCAGAAGAUUAUCCUACCCGAAAGGGGGCAUGAUGCAUCAUGGUCCGGUCUUCCUCCCUCACAUGUCGGACGCAGCAUCAAAGACAUCCUGGCGGCUAUAGGAGACAUUUAUGAAAGAUCAGCGGUGCUAAAAGCUGCCAUCAAAUCCAAAAACCAAACCAUGCAGCAACUGAAUCAGGUACUCAACAUCAGCUUUUUAUUGAAUGAUGGAGCAGACAGACGGGAAAAGCCAAUCCGUUGUCACGCCGCCACUUGUUGGAGCACCUUGCUUGGAAAGGACUCCCUCAACUUGAAUUGCGUCCUGGAUAAUGGAAGUUGUUAUGAUCUGGAACGAGGAUGGACACUAAGCAUCACCGUGUCUCCUCUGUGUAACUCCCACAGAGGCGAAAGCUGCUCCACACAUUAUUCAUUCCCAUUCCGUGCUCUCCAUCCGGGGGGGAAAGUGGAGUUUUCCCUGCCGUUAGCUUCUGCAGGAGAGUCAUCCUUCCCUGUUACACUCUUCUGCUCGCUUGCGUUCUCCCUCUCAGGUCUUCUCGGAGAGGACGCAGUGUCAGGCCUGCCUGACGGAGGCCAUGUCAGUUUACCAUUGAACACUCUGACUGUGGAUUGGUUGCAUGCCCUGCGGGUGAUCGAUCCUGCGGACGCUGCGUCUUUACAUUGCAACACUGACAACGUUGAAGCUUUUUUGAACUCACGCCUCACUGUCGGAGGAGGAGUAGGAGAUGCAGGGAAUGUGCAGCACUCUGCAAGCAUCAAGGUGUCAUCAGAGUUAUUGAGGGACACGUUGAUGUUGAGUCCACCUUCACACGCUGACGUCUCCCUGCUGGAAUGGCUCCUCUGCAAAGCUCACGGAGGGGUGAAGGGUCAAAAAGACAAGGUGACCCUCAGCAAGUCGGUCCAUGCUCGAGCCCCAAAUGGACAUAUUAUAAAGCUGACAGCAAAAGAGGCACACGUGGGGUCGGAGGAGGAGCGCCUGGCUGUUACAGAGGUUGAGUUUGAGAGCUCGUCGAUGGCAGCCGUGUGCGGAAUGCAUCAUGCAGUCCUGCAUAGAGUCAAGAGUUUGCUGCAGAUAGCACCGGAAAAGUCCUCUUCCACCGUCAAGAUGCAGAGUUUAGGUGUGAGGGAAGCACUCCAGCGGUCUGAGACUCUGUUGCAGCAGGUCCAGCAAAGUGGAAUCUCAAGCAGCUUCAGUGGGGGGGUGUCCACAGGGCAGAAACAAACCGCUAGGAUGAAGUGGACAGUAGAAACCUGACCUCAUCUGUUAAUAAACUCCCUGUACCACACUAAUGAGGGGCUACGUCUAAAAGCUGACAUCCAGUCCCCCUUAAUGGUGACUAUGUCUUAAAUGACACAACCGUGAGUGACAAGUCAUUUACUAAAGCACCACUUUAUUUCCGAAAGGAAGAAAGGCAAGGAGACAUUCAAAUCCCUAACCGAAAUCAGACAACUCUUUGAAUGACUAUCAAAUUGCAGUAAAAAAAAAGUCCUUCAAAGUUCACAUUAUGAAUGGAAAACGUCUCUUUGACAACAGCAAGGCCGCAGAUACUGGCCGUUCUUGCCCCGGAUGGCGAGACGGCCUCGCUCCAGGAGCUCCAGACUAAAAUCUUCUGGGACUUCACCGUCUGAACACACCAGGCCAGCACUGUUGACGUACCAGAAGCGACCAGUCACGCCUGUGAGGGCACAGCUGGACAUCACAGCGACUAUCCCGUUGAUGGGACAGCGGAGGAAACUGAGAAGAACGGAGAAAGAGAUUGGAUACGCUGGAAAUCUAAGGAACCAAUCUGAGGAUAUCGGCACCGCUGCUGAUGACCAUCACCAGGCUCGCUCAAGCAUGCAGAAGAAGGUCUUGUCAUCACAGCCACGAUCGGGGCUUAACGCAUUCUGCAACAUGGAAAUAAUCGGCACAAGGCAACUAAUAUUCCAGUGUCGUUUCCCCAGGCGAGUCUCCUCCGGGUGGUAGAACCACUUGACCCUGACCACCAUGCUGGAGCUCCAGGAUUCCCACAGGCUCUCCACCCUGCCCACGUAAGGUAGCUGGGGCCUGCCCGGCGACAGAAAGACGGCGCAGUCGCCGACCCGCACCGUCUCCUUGCCGCGCACGAUGGCUUUGUAGAAGAGCUUGCGAGCUUUUCCCUUCAGGCCUCUCCUCUGUGAGACGAUAAAAGGACUAUUGAGGUGAAGAUAUUAAAGGCCCAAAAACCAUAUAGUCCCAAAACAUCUACUAUUAAUACAUCUGGCUCUGGACUGCAUGUAAACAUCGGUUUUUAUUACUGGAUGUUCUUACCUGAGUUGGGUUACCAGACCAUUUCCACAGCUGGCGCCCAGGCAGCAGCGGAGCCAUGUUGGUUUGCGGCUCAGGUGACGACAUCCUGUGCCUUUUAGGGUCUUUGGAGGCAGGUUUAAGAUGCUGGGCGCUACUAGGAACUCCUUCCUUCCUCUUCAGUUGUGUCUUGGCCGCCAUGCUUCCUUCGGACAAAUACUCUGUCCUGUCCUCAGAUUUCUCCAUCCUGCCUUUUGAGUGGGUGAUGCCGGUCUUGGCCACGUAAGGCAGAGCACGGCGCAGGAGAACCGAUGAGGACUCUUCGUCGGACGAGUACGAGGAGUCGUUGUCCGAGGAGUAAAGGGACGAGGAUGACACGGAGCCCGAAGAGGAAGAGGAUGACGACGAGGAGGAGAAGCAAACUGACAGGCGGGAGAGAAAGCCGCCGUGUCGAUGAGAUGCGACGGACGUGUUUCUUCUUCGCGCCCCUUCAUCUUGACCACCGUCCUCGUCGUCCUCAUCCAGCUCAGAGUAAGAACUCGGGCAGUCGCUGGCGUAAUCCAGACUGUAAUCUCCAGUUUGGCCUCCAUGACCGCCGGACGGUGGGUCUUUCUGCAAAAGGGGGCCGCGUCUGUCCUUGCCUCCUUUCCUUGCAUCCUUCACCAACAAGGAUGGGUGAAUGUAUCGUAGCGGAGCGCCUCCUGAUGGAAAACUUCGACCUCCUCUUCCUCCAUUCCCGAGUCGAAGCAGCGCCUUGCCAUUCUUCGUUUUGGGUGACAUCACACCUUCGUGAUCCAGCUUCACUAGGAACUGCUUCCUGUCUCGUUCGCUGACUUGCUUCUUGCUCCCCGUUGCCAGGGUGACACCCGAGGCACAGGAAGAGGAAUCCCGAGGUGCCACGGUCGAUGAUGCGGCGUUCACCAGGCACCUCGGCAUGGCGCUCCCUCCGCCUCCGAAGGCAGAGUAGCUGUUGGCGAUGCUGCUGAAAGAGUCAACUGCAAAAGGGGAGCCAAAGAUGCCGUUGAUGGGGGUGGUUGGCGCGUGCGAGUGGGAGUGGGAGGCGGGGCGAUGAAAUAACCCCAUGUCUCGUUCUCGGGAUCUCUUCUGGGUUUUCCGAGAAGUCCCGUUGAAGAGGAAGAAGUCAACCGGGGGUCUCUUCCUGGGUGCAGACCAGCUCACCAAGGAAGUGUUGCCUUUAAUUCGAGAGUCCGACUCUGAUGUCGCUGCUGUGCUGGCAGUCUUAGGCACUGAGUGGAUUUUCUUGGGCCUGCCAACUGAGAAAAGGAGAUGACGGCAGAGAGGAGUUAGAAUCAAUAUGAAGUGACAGUUGUUGGGAACCGACUGAGAUUAAUCGUGGAAGUAAGAGCUCUGCAGAAAUUUAAUACCAUUAUCUCCAGCAAGCCAGGUAGGUUUCGACAUAUCCAAUACCUGUCGCUACCUGGAGCGUUAUUGUGAUGAGUGACACGUGGUUUUUUUUUUUAGCUUCACAAAAACACUGACGACGCUUCAUAAAAUCACCAUUAAUGUGGUUACACGGAGCAUAAAUGGAAUUUUUGUCCAUAUAUCUCCCUUCACGCUGACUCAUAGGUGUCACGUAAUUGGUUGACAGGCGGGAAUUGUGUCUGUCUGUGGAGAAUGUAUUUACUCGUUAGACAAGUACACAUGUACUGUAUACGUCUUAGACAGCGCAGUAUGUUUGAGACAUAGAUAGAUGAAAUAUAUAAAGGUUCUCAGGACAAUCUAGUGGGAAAUCAAACAAGCAUGACAACGCUCAUAACUAAGCUAUAAACAUCUUUAAUACGCUUAUAAAAUGGGAUAGUAAAAAAAAUGGAGCACGACAUGUCAAAUUUAAUUAGCUUUAUUUUUGUUGCGGAAUUCUACUAAAAUCAUGUGAAAAGAGGAUCCAUUCAUCUUAGAGAUAGAUUAAGGGUUGCAUUCAAGGCAGCUAGGUGGCUGUACUGUGAUUCUACCGUCCUGGACCAGCAGAGUCCCAAGAUUCUUUGCACACCACCGCUCAUAUCUGGGUUACGAGUGGAAUCGAACUAUGGAAUAGAUUGAGUAAGACCCUCAAACAAUGCACAACGAUGAGCCAAUUCAAGAAACAAUACAAGCAGUUGAUGUUUGCUAAAUACAAGGAUGAAGAGUCUUGAACCAAAAAAAUAAAAUUAAAAAAUUUAAAUAAAUAAUAAAUAAAAAAAUUUAUAAACGUGAAAAUAAAUGAACGUGACAAAAAUAAAAUAAAAAAAAAUAACUAUAAACUAUAACUGUAAACUAUAUUAGGAAAGCAGGAAGUGAACAAAUGUAACAGUUACUGAUUGUAAAAGUACCAGAUGGAGGGGUAGGAUUUAAUAAGCUUUGCUUCUUCCUACUCCUUUUGGACAUGUGGAACUGGGAACUGAUUAUGUGAUGCAUUAAUUGUAAUCCGAUGCAUGUUCAAAUUAAAUUAAACCAUUACCAUUACCAAAAAAGGCCAGUAUUGUUAGUACAGUCAACGGCAUCGUGCCACGUUUAUCACUAUUAAUGAAAUUAAACCAUUACCAUGACUAAUGCUAACAUAUAGCCACCUAGCAUCUCGACUACAGGAUGUUUAUGAUGCAUGUACUUUAUCCCUCACCUGGUCUCUUCUCUUGAGGUUUCCCCGCCUGUUCCUCAUUGGCUGAUUUCUCUGUGGGCGUGUCUUUCUUCUCCUGUGUAGAGCCGCGUCUGCAUCGGCGGCCCGGCGAGAUCAGAAGCGCCGGUGAUGGUUCCGCACCUAACAAGACAUAAUUGUUUCAUUUCAGUAACAAUAAUGUAUUUUUGAAAUGUAUGUUUUCAUUCACGUGCUAUUGUUUUACCAACUCUUGUAUUUAGGUUCUACUUACAGCAGAUUUCAUAUCCUGGCGGCAAAAGUCUGAUGUUUGCCAGUGUGAUUCUUCCUCGGUCUCCAUCAUCAAACUCCACCAUCACGCUUCCCUCCUUCUCCUCGCUUGGACCUCCUUCAGGAGCACACCGAAGCAGAGUAACAUGAGUAUUGUGCAUUAUUAAGUGUGUGUGUGUGUUUGCUGCAUUCACCUCUGUGGACAUAACCGGGAUAAAGACACCGUGAACGCUCGCUCCAGUAAGCACAAACCCGCGUCCCCGCCGUCAGGAUGGCCUCAGUCUGGGGCCGCACGUCUAGAACCUGAACCAAAAAUAAAUACAGUUCAUGUGACACCAUAUAUUAAAAGCUAUAAAGGAUUUUUAUGGAACCGCAAGGCUGAAACUCACAGCUUCCUGCAGGAUUUGCUCCAGUGAAUAGAUCCUAGGGCGGUUCCCACGCUCUCCUUCAAUGACAACACUAAAUCUAGGAAGCAAAACAAGAAGCAAAGAUUACGUAUGACUUAUGUAUGACAUAUGACUAAUAUGUACAAAUAGUGCUUUGUAUGUUCGGCAUGGUGGUCGAGUGGUUAGCACGCAGACCUCACAGCUAGGAGACCAGGGUUCAAUUCCAUCCUCGGCCAUGUUCUCCCCAUGUAUGCGUGGGUUUUCUAUGUGGGUUUUGUAUGAAUGUGUUUGUCUAUAUGUGCCCUGUGAUUGGCUGGCCACCAGUCCAGGGUGUACCCCGCCUCUCGCCUGAUGACAGCUGGGAUAGGCUCCAGCAACCCCCUCAAGACAGCUGGGAUAGGCUCCAGCAACCCCCCACGACCCUCGUGAGGAAAAAGCGGUAGAAAAUGAAUGAAUGGUGGUCGAGUUGUUAGCGCGCAGACCUCACAGCUAGGAGACCAGGGUUCAAUUCCACCCUCGGCCAUGUUCUCCCUGUGCAUGCGUGGGUUUUCUCCGGGUACUCCGGUUUCCUCCCACAUUCCAAAAACAUGCUAGGUUAAUUAGCGACUCCAAAUUGUCCAUAGGUAUGAAUGUGAGUGUGAAUGGUUGUUUGUCUAUAUGUGCCCUGUGAUUGGCUGGCCACCAGUCCAGGGUGUACCCCGCCUCUCACCCAAUGACAGCUGGGAUAGGCUCCAGCACCCCCCACACCCCUUGUGAGGAUAAUCUGUAGAAAAUGAAUGAAUGUUUGCAGCGUACAUGUCAGGCAGGUCCAACGUUUGGACGCAGGCGGCAUACAGCAGUUCAUCCUCUUUCGAGAUCAGAAUCUUCAGGCCGUCCACGAGCAUCUCUUUGCUGAGCACGCAGUUGGGCAAGGCUGACGAGCAGAAAGAUGCACGGCAUGAGGAAGAGCGUGUGAAAUAUAUAUAAUUUAUGCGUAACACAGAUAAUUACCGUGCAAAGUCAUUGUCAAAACAUGAUUAUCGGCGUGUCACUGCCGGGUAUACACUUACCGGGUAUUUUGCAAGGCAUGUUGGGAGGAAGGUGGACCGUAGACUUGUUGCUCUCGUCUCCCUCCUCCUCUUCUUCUUCUUCUUCUUCUUCCUCAUCCUCCUCUCCCUCAGAGAAGCUGCUCUCUUCAUCCAAGCGAAAGCCGUCGUCUGCUGUGAAGCUCUGCAGGAGGCGACUCACUGCCAGACCUUUGGCCUGAGGCAGGAAACAGGAUGUGAUGUCAGCAUACGGCCAACUAACAUUUCUUUAGAGUCCCGCUGUUCUCCCGGCCAUCCCCAAAGCUGGAGCCCACUGAGGAGGAGGCCGCCCAGCCGGGAAGGGACGCCCUUCGAGCCCCAUGGUGACCUGGAUGUUCGCUGUUGGCCGUGCACUGCUUCCUGUGCGUGUUUGGAACACUCUCCGGGCCUGAAUGUGAAAGCGAGCCCAGACGAGAAGGAGCCAGUAAUGUUUGAUGGAGCUUCUUUGGAGGGUGAUCUAAUCCUGAUGUCACCGGCGCCCUCGUCGCUGUUGCAGCUGCAGUCCUCCUCAAACUCGGUGGCACCUGAACAUCAAUAAGCUCAGUCGCAUAAGCUUUCCGAUGAUCUGAAUGCAAACACCAUCAACUACGGCGAGGGGACUCGCUUGACAGAACGUAUUGACAGAGGCCCGACUGUGAGGAGCUCGGUUUGCAUCGGAGCCCAUCAUCAGCACCUUCGGCUUGCGACCCCUCUUUUUCUUCAUGGUCUGACUGGUUUCCCAUUCCUGUUGCGAAUCUGAUGGACCAGCAGCAGAAGACAAGCAUUAAUGGUGAGCAUUUCUUCACGUCAUGAGCGUCAAAACUUAGCACGAGCGCUCUUAAUCCUCUGUACAGGUUGCUACUGGAAUGAUGGCAACACAGAGGUGGUGGUUGUCAUGACAAUGGCAUCCACUGGUCCUGAAUUGGUUUCAGGUCUGGAGACGUACUUUUGCCAAUCUGUCACCUUCACCUUCCUCAGCAAGACACUUGUCAUCUUGGAGGUGUCUUUAGUGGCAUUAUUAUGUUUACAGAUCAUGUUGGAAUUCAUGGUUCGCUUUUUGAACCGCAACUCCCCUGUGUCAGCAGCACUCGUGCACUCAGACCAUGACACUGCCACCAACAUGCUUGACUGUAGGGAAGACACACGUGUGUUGCCAGCUAUUAAGUGUACUUCGGUAUGAGGUACAUUAUAAAAAAAAAACAAACAAAAAAAAACCUUAAACUGUAUUGUGGAAAGCAGGAAGUGAACAAAUGUAGGGAUGGAGGGGUAGGAUUUACUCCUACUCCUUUUGGACGUGUGGAACUGUGAACUGAUUAUGUGAUGCAUUCAAUUGUAAUCUGAUGCAUGUUCAAAUGAAAAUAAACCAUUACCAAAAAAGGCCAGUAUUGUUAGUACAGUCAACGGCAUCGUGCCACGUUUAUCACUAUUAAUGAAAUUAAGCCAUUACCAUUAAGAUAGUAAUAAGAAUGGUUGUGUUGACUCACCUUUUUGUGGCUAGUAAAUGUAUACGACUAAACAGGCUCCCUUAAGUAGACAAAGUAUUACAGUAGUACAGUAGUAUUACAGUUGUGAGGGGUGUAUUGACUUUAGUGACAUUCUACAGACCAGUGCUUCUCAAACUUUUUACAGUGGCGUACCCCUUCAGAUAUUUGAACCUGAAGCCAUGUACCCUCACUUCUGCACACUUUAAAAAAACCAAACAUUUUUAUAUUAAUUCACUUGAAAUAUUGAACAUAAUUAAUCGCUCUAUUCUUUGUAUAGUAAUUUCAGGUCAAAAAUUGUAUUAUGCAUGGUCACAUUACCGAAUUGAAGGGAAAGUAGUGACAAAGCAGUAUCUGUUACGGGAUGCACCUGAAUGCAUCAUUCUCAGAACUAGCUAGCUCAGCACCGAUAGCAGUUUGCUGGUUUUGUUCCUGCUUUUUGAGUAUGAAGUGUCCAUUAUCUGACUGGAAUCUAUCCAUGGUUUCCACCACCUCAACCACGACCCCCUUCUUAAAAGUAUCCAAAAUACACACAACCAAUGAUAAAGCCUCAUUUUCAGGUCAAUCGCCAAUCAUAGUGACAGGUUUUCACCAUGCGGAGAUGAACUGCAAUACCAAUUGACAUGAAAUAUUCAAUAUUCAUAAUUUUAACUUAUUUGUUAAUGUGAUGCACACAGAGCCAUGAACAGCAUGACGCUCUCGUCUCCUUCCUGCUCCGGGCUCCUCGAGCCGUGAGGCGUUCAGGCGUACUCGUAAUUGUUGAGUGUUAGGCGCUAAUUGCUUGUUAAUUUUUAUUCACCUAACCCCCAUGACGAUUAACGUACCCCGCUUUGGGAAGCUAGGCUACAGACAAAGCCUCACCUUUGCCUUCGUGUCCAAAGUGACUCUUGGGGGCCUCGUCUGCUACCGUGGCCCCCCUACAGUGCAGCACGCCCGCAGAUGGAGCCUUCUGCUUCAAAUGGGUCACCCGCCUUGCCAGCCGGGAGUUCAGGGUGCUGGGGCGACCUCUGUGCUUACAGCUGGCUUUUAACUGUGGAAGAGAAACAGAGAUACAGAUGCUUAUCGUUGGCGCUUUAUUGCAUAGCGGCUGCCUUUCUCAAUCGGAUUCUUCUGCAAAUUACUGAGAUUUUCCAUUUUUGAUGACUAUAUAGAAAUUCAUCAGCAGGGAGUCUGUGGGACUGACCUGUGCAGCACCGAGGCUGCUGAAAUCAGGCUUCUUCCUGCUUUUUUCCUCCUCCUGUAAAUUAAGGCCGGUCCUGGAAAACAUGUCAAAGACACACAGCAAUAAGAAUAUCGUAGAUUUGUAGAAUUUCCAUUGUCUGCUUUUGCUUCAUCGACCCCCGUCUCUAACUUGGAUGAGAGCACACAUACACAAAAUAUUCCACUGAAUCACCACAUGAAAGGGUGAUGAUGAUGUCAGAUGUGGAGGGCGGCGAGAGGAUGGUCGGUAUAGGGAAAGAGCGAGAUGAAGCAGUCUCCGGGGAGGCUGUCCGUUGACCGGAGCUCUGGGGUUGGAUCGAUAAACACUAACAUCUAUUGAACACUACACCACCACGCCUCCGCUCCUCCACCACCUCUCUCACCACCUCCUUCCGUCUUUGUGUGCUCUCUUUCACUCACACACACACACACACACACACACACACACACACACACUUACAUCUGGUGUCUGAAGCAUGGGAAUCCUAUAUUCCCACAGAGGGAAGGUUUGGCCCCCUCAGCAUUAACUCAGCCAAGAUACGAGAAAUUGUAAUACUGCAGCUAAGAGUUAUUCUAGUAAAUACCGUGACUAAGUCUUUGUGGUCUUUUUCCAUUUGCAUGGACUGCAACAUGCAGGACGUCAGUGUUCAGGCUUUGCUGCACGUCUUAAAAUAAAGCUAAUCAGUCAGCUAUGCCAUUUUGAUUUUCUUCAGCAAAUAAGCUAAAAUAGCAUGAUGCUGCUGUUAAAAUGCGAAUGUUAGCUAUGCUUGUGUUGCUAACGUUGUGUCCGACUGUCCCACUCCUUAUUGUUAUGUAUUAUGUUAUAUAUUAUGUAUUAUGUUGGACAAGUGCAUAGUUACAGUCUAUAUGAAUA